Rubroshorea leprosula is the source of this 635-nucleotide messenger RNA. NCBI's taxonomy places the organism in Eukaryota, Viridiplantae, Streptophyta, Magnoliopsida, Malvales, Dipterocarpaceae. The record is from the annotation of a GenBank genome assembly.
AUAGUUUAAUUCGUGUAGUUAGUUAUUCGCUGAGAUUCAUACCAUGAAUACUCCCAAUUUCUUAAUCCUAGCAAUCUUUUCGUGUCUUUUCCUCCUUUUUUCAAGCCAAAUCAAUGCAGAAUCAGAUUUGAUCAAACAGGUAUGCAGCCAGACAACCAACCCCAACUUCUGCACCACCACUCUUGUAUCCAACCCAAAAGCCGCCUCCGCAACCGACUUUGUUAACUUAUGCAAGGCUGCUCUAGAGAUAGCCAUUGCUAGUGCAACUGACGCACUUUCUUACGUAAAGACUGCAUUGGCCAACAAUCCCAAGCCAGAGUUGAAGGACGCUCUGGGAACUUGCGUGGAAGGAUACGACAAUGCCCAGAAGUCUUUUGUGUCUUCACAUGCAGGAAUAGAAGAGGAUCCAUUGACGGCCAAUUAUGACGCCAAAGUGGCUGGGGAUGGUUACGUAUCCUGUGCAGAGGCUUUGGCGAAAGCUAAAGUUCCUGAUGAACAAAUUUCGGCUAAAAACAAAGUUGGAAUGGAUAUUGUCUCCAUUGCCGAUUCAGCCACAAGUAAGCUCCCGAAUUGAACAAGUAGUCUACAACACAGUUUUCAUUUGCCAAUUGUAAUAAUAAAAUGAAAUAAUCUUA